This is a messenger RNA of Magnolia sinica, 1841 nucleotides long. Its product is annotated as protein PIN-LIKES 7-like. The coding region runs from base 296 to 1633 and encodes 445 amino acids. Lineage: Eukaryota; Viridiplantae; Streptophyta; Magnoliopsida; Magnoliales; Magnoliaceae. The record is from RefSeq and is a predicted model, not a curated record. The transcript is spliced from 11 exons. Gene Ontology annotation, biological process: endoplasmic reticulum to cytosol auxin transport. Gene Ontology annotation, cellular component: membrane.
CCCUUUAAAAUCCCUUCUCCCCCCAUUCUCGCCCUCAUCUCAUCAAUCGAGAUACAUGGAUUCAGUGCGUCCCGAUCUAUGCAACGCCCCCACCUCCCUCUCUUCCUUGUUGGAGAGCAUCUCUAGUUCUCUGCUUUUCAAGGCUACGCACGAUUGCAGGGUCUUUCUACUCUUUUAUUAGACUCGAUAUAUAAGGGAGAAAAGGGUGAGAUAGAGAUAAAGAGAGAGAGAGAGAGAUUUGGAGAAGAGAAGCAUACAAAAAGAGAGAAGAGGGGAGCAGAAGCAAUAAAAGAAGAUGGGGUUUUGGACAUUAUUCUCGGUGGCAACAAUGCCUGUUUUGCAAGUGCUCAUCAUCAGUGGUCUUGGUGCUUUUCUGGCUUCUGGUUAUUGCAAUCUACUGGUCGCUGAUGCGAGGAAGCACAUGAACAAGAUUGUGUUCAUCGUGUUCACUCCAGCGCUCAUGUUCGCGAGUCUGGCGAAGUCCGUUACUCUGGAAGACAUCAUCUCUUGGUGGUUUAUGCCCAUUAACAUCGGCCUAACCUUCUUAUUUGGAGGAAUCCUGGGAUGGAUAGUUGUGAAGAUAUUGAAACCCGCACCCUAUCUUGAAGGGCUGGUCAUUGCUACUUGCUCAGCAGGAAACUUGGGAAAUCUGAUGUUGAUUGUGGUCCCCGCAAUUUGUAAAGAGAACGGUAGUCCAUUCGGGGACAGUAGUAUUUGCAGUGUCAAUGCAUACUCUUAUGCUUCUUUCUCAAUGGCACUUGGAGGCUUCUACAUCUGGACAUACACUUACCAUCUUAUACGAAGUGCGGGCGAAGUGUAUGAUGAAAUCAGAUCGAUUGAGGACUCUCGGAAGAUACCAAACAAGGAAUCUGAUGCUAGUGGGGAAACCCGCCUUCUUGUGGGAGAAGAUGAAGAGCCUCCUUCGCCAAUGCCUCGGAUUUUGUCAUCAAUGAAGUUGAUGGGUGAAGAUGAAGAGCCUCGUUCGCCAUUGCCUCGGAUUUUGUCAUCAAUGAAGUCCAUUGAUGAAUCUACAGAAAACCAACCUAUUCUACAAAUAUUAUCGAGCCAUAGGCUCAUGAGCAACAAGAAGGUGCAAUUCUGGGGAAGAGUGCAAGUAUUUCUUCACCAGAUCAUUGAAGAGUUACUAGCACCUCCAACUGUUUCUGCGAUCCUCGGUUUCAUUUUCGGUGCGACGCCAUGGCUGAAAUCUCUCCUCAUCGGUACAAAUGCCCCACUCCGCGUGAUCCAAGACUCGAUCAAAUUAUUAGGGGAUGGCACAAUUCCAUGCAUCACUCUUAUACUAGGAGGAAAUCUCACCAAGGGUUUACGUUCGGGGAAAUUAAGGCCUUUGAUAAUUAUUUUGGUUAUUAUUGUGCGCUAUGCGAUCCUUCCCAUAAUUGGAGUUGGCAUUGUUAGAGGAGCCAGCAAACUUGGUUUCCUAUCAAAAGACCCAUUGUAUCAAUACGUUCUGAUGGUCCAAUAUACGCUCCCACCCGCUAUGAAUAUUGGUACGAUGUCCCAACUCUUUGAUGUGGGCCAAGAGGAAUGCUCCGUCCUCUAUCUGUGGACGUACUUGAUUGCUGCACUCGCAGUCACUUCGUGGUCCACAUUCUUCUUGUGGCUCCUAUCUUGAGCUGCUUGCCGAUCGUGGAGGAGAGAUUCCAUUCGAACUGAGCACAUUCAUAUAGAUUGGUAUAUUUAUUGGGUUUUCUUUUUAUUGAUUGUAAAUGGAAGUAUGAGAGUUUCCUGGCUGGCUGUGUUCGCAUCCAUAGAGAUGAAAACAUAUGUUAUUUUGUUAUUUGUUGUCCCGCUCAUCUUAUUCAUAUGGUUUCAUUUUUCAA